AUGCCACUAUCCACAAAGAUAACAACUGGAGGAGCAACAGAAAGCACAACAGACAUAUUAACAACAGAAAUCAUAACAGGAGCGAUAACAACAGAAGGUACAACAGCGGUACAAACAGCAGAAAGCACAACAGACAAACUAACAACAGAAAUCAUAACAAGAGAUUUAACAACAGAAGGUACACCAGCGGUACAAACAGCAGAAAGCACCACAUAUAUGUUAACAACAGAAAUCAUAACAGGAGCGAUAACAACAGUAGGUACAACAGCGGUACAAAAAACAGAAAGCACAACAGACAAACUAACAACAGAAAUCAUAACAGGAGAGUUAACAGCAGAAGGUACAACAUCGGAACAAACAGCAGAAAGCACAACGAACAUGUUAACAGCAGAAAUCAUAACAGGAGAGUUAACAACAGAAGGUACAACAGCGGUACAAACAGCAGAAAGCACCACAUAUAUGUUAACAACAGAAAUCAUAACAGCAGCGAUAACAACAGAAGGUACAACAGCGGUACAAACAGCAAAAAGCACAACAGACAAACUAACAACAGAAAUCAUAACAAGAGAUUUAACAACAGAAGGUACACCAGCGGUACAAACAGCAGAAAGCACCACAUAUAUGUUGACAACAGAAAUCAUAACAGGAGCGAUAACAACAGAAGGUACAACAGCGGUACAAAAAACAGAAAGCACAACAGACAAACUAACAACAGAAAUCAUAACAGGAGAGUUAACAGCAGAAGGUACAACAUCGGAACAAACCGCAGAAAGCACCACAUAUAUGUUAACAACAGAAAGCAUAUCAGGAGAGUUAACAACAGAAGCUACAACAUCGGAACAAAAAACAGAAAGCACAACAGACAAGCUAACAACAGAAAUCUUAACAGGAGCGAUAACAACAGAAGGUACAACAGCGGUACAAACAGCAGAAAGCACAACAGACAUUUUAACAACAGAAAUCAUAACAGGAGCGAUAACAACAGAAGGUACAACAGCGGUACAAACAUCAGAAAGCACAACAGGCAUGUUAACAACAGAAAUCAUAACAGUUGAAUUAACAACAGAAGGUUCAACAGCGGUACGAACAACAGAAAGCACAACAGACAAGCUAACAACAGAAAGAACAACAGGGGAAUUAACAACAGAAGGUACCACAGCGUUUACAAUACUGAUGAUCCAAUAA
Messenger RNA from Mytilus californianus (California mussel), 1185 nucleotides. RefSeq lists its product as uncharacterized. The coding region runs from base 1 to 1185 and encodes 394 amino acids. Lineage: Eukaryota; Metazoa; Mollusca; Bivalvia; Mytilida; Mytilidae. The transcript is spliced from 2 exons. The record is from RefSeq and is a predicted model, not a curated record.